AUGGACCAAAAGCUAAAUCUGUCCAGUUUCCGACUUCGUCCCGCCACAGCAGCUGAUCGACCGGCGCUAGACGCUCUCUUCACGUCGGCCAUUACCCAAUUAUGCAGAAACGACUAUUCACCCUUGCAAGUAUCUACCAUGGUAUCUCAAGCUACGGCAGGUCGGUAUGAUCUUCUGAUCUCCAAAUCGACAUACUACGUUGUCCAUCCCGCCGAUGACCCAAGCCACUUAGUCGCGUCUGGUGGCUGGUGGCCGCAGCGAACAAUCUAUACCGACGAGGGUUCUGAGACGGCACAGUACGAGAAAUUUGAUCCCCGUGAGACGCCUGCGUGGAUCCGUGGCAUAUAUGUGCACCCAGACUAUGUGCGCCGUGGCCUGGGCUUCAGGAUUGUUCAAGAGUGCGAGGCUGCAGCGAGCAGGUUCAUGCCCUUUACGACAUAUAUGCUGGGAAGCACGGUCAAUGCCAUUCCUCUGUACAAGGCAUGCGGGUAUAGAGUCAUCGAGGAACACGACGUCAGCGUCACAGACGGGGAGAUGAUGAAGAUAGCUAUGAUGGAGAAGACGAAGGGUGCCACUACCGUUGCGCUGGAUGACUUCAAUCGUGACGUAGUCCUUGUUGAGGUUGAUAUUAGAUAG
Molecule: messenger RNA, 636 nt
Organism: Exophiala spinifera
Lineage: Eukaryota; Fungi; Ascomycota; Eurotiomycetes; Chaetothyriales; Herpotrichiellaceae
Exons: 1
Coding region: 1-636 (211 amino acids)
Molecular function (GO): acyltransferase activity, transferring groups other than amino-acyl groups
Source: RefSeq, a predicted model, not a curated record